AUGGAUCCUCCUCUUCCCGUCGUGUCAGACGAUGGGAACCUGCGAUGGUCGGAUAGCCGCAGCAUCAAUUCAGACGACGUUCAGUCUGUCGGCCUGCCAUCGCCGUGGUUAGGCUCCUUCACCGAGGACUCCACCUCGGUUUUGGGCUCCUCGUCGACCAUGGAGUAUGCCCAUACAGGCCAGCUCUCGCCCAUCAGCAACGGCGUGGACAUGUGCGCACCCGUUCGCCGCGCCACCAGUCUCGCCUCUCCGUCCCAGUCACCCCCGGCGACGGCCGAUUCCCAAUCGCCCUCCACGCUAUCAUUAGUUCAGUCUGCGACUCGCGCCCUUCACCUCCCCGUCUCAGAACGCGCCCCACCGCAGUCUCACGCCGCCGUGAGCGAUGGCGACCAUCGGCAGAAUUGGAGGUGCGGUGCGAACGAGGGCUUGACGGCCCCCAAGUCGGAGCCCCUGGAUGACGAUGGCUUUUGCCUAGACGAUCUCAAGGAACCUCCUUCGCCCCUUGCCGCGGGCCCUCUGUCUGACCGUCAGCAAGGACAGGCCGGGCAGGUGAUCCAGAGACGGCCGAGAGGACGACCGCGGAAGCACCCGCUGAUGCCGAACCUUAGCACAAACAAAAUCACCAAGGGCCGCUCCAAGACUGGAUGUCUGACGUGCCGGAAGCGCAAAAAGAAGUGUGACGAGGCAAGACCGCGAUGCAUGAACUGCGAGAAGAAUGCCGUCGUUUGCGAGGGGUACCCGGAGAAGCAGAUCUGGAAGAGCGGCAAAGAAAGGGCCGAGGAGGAACGCCUCAAGUCCGACAACUUGCCCUCUAUCACCAUGUACCCCCUUUUCCCUGGCCUGGAGACUGUCGAGGACAGGGUAUUUUGGAAGCAUUACAAUGAGCAUCUCAGCUCCGUGCUCACCGUAGAAAGCGAGCACAAGAACGCUUUCAAGGACCUGAUGAUCCCCAUCGCAAUCAAACAUCAGGGCCUUAUGCACUCCAUCUUGUCGCUGGCCAGCAAACACAUCGACUUCGAGACGCCUUACGGCAUCAACAUACUGAGGAAGAAUCCCAACACGACUCUGGAAGCGCUGAGGGAGCGCUCGCUGUAUCACCACGACCAAGCGCGGCUUAAGUUCUACCAUGACAUUGAGUUCGUCAACGGAAAGUCCAACACGGACGACAGAACCCUUGUUCCGGCCCGGUACGGCCAAAUGCUGUGCUUCCUUCUCGAAGCCCUGGUUGAGGGCAGUCCGCGGGGCGAGCACAGGUUGCAUCUGACAGUAUACCGCAACCUCAAUUUCACUUCGCCGUCCAACGAUUCCGCCUUCAUGUCCUUCAUCGCCGAGGUGUUCCAGUACUACAUCUUCGCUGACGAACUGAUAUACUCCGCCACCCACCGGGAUGCUUACUCGUCGCUCAAGCCGCUCCCACCCCUGCCGCCGAUUCACAAUCCCAGGUUGCUAGGGGUCUCCGAUGGCCUGCUCAGCUAUCUACCCCAAAUCACAUCUAUGCGUAACAUCAUUCGUGAAAACAUGCUGGCACAAAUCGACCCCGCCGUCAGUUAUCCAGUUAUUUACCCAGCCGAAGAUAUCGAUGCUGCCUUACGGGGCUGGUCCUCGCAUUGGCCACCGGGAGACAGCCGCAACCGCGUCACCCAACUGUACAGGCAGAUGAUGUGGAUCUACCUUCAUCGGACUGUCUAUCCGCCCUCAUUCUCCGCGCCGGCGCCCAUGACCUCGUCUGUCGCGUCCGUGCCUCUAAUCCACAGCUCCCCUUCCCACGCCCGGCCCACCGCGUCCUCCGUGGUUAACACACCGCCGCACUCCGCGUCAGCAAGCCGCGCCUCCUCCCCGAAGCUGUCCGCGUCCCAGAACAGCCGACCGCUUUCGCGCACAGGCUUCUCCUCAUAUCGCCCACACGACGACUGCACCCCGGGUCCUUCUGACGCCGGCGGGGAAGCCGGCGUUGCCGCUGCGGGCACGGGUAACAACCGGGCGGAUUCCCCCGCGCCGCUCCAUCAGCCCUCCAAUCUCGACUCGUGGCUCAUCUCGGCCGUCGACGAGUCGCUGGCGCUGCUCGAGUCGUUCAAGCCCGGCGACCCCUGCCAGACGCUCCUCCUGUUGCCGUGCUUCCUGGUCGGGACUGCCUGCUUUAGCCGAGCCCAGCAGGCGCGCCUGCGCGCCGCCGUCCGGACCGUUAGGGGUUACACGGGCUUGCGCAACGCGGACCGCGUCGCCGAGGUGCUGGAGGAGGUAUGGCGGCUCAUGGAGGCUGGGGAUUGGGUGGCGGCUUGGGACUGGCCCGGGGUUGCUGGGAGGUUAGGCUUGGAUUUCAUUCCUGCCUGA
Molecule: messenger RNA, 2331 nt
Organism: Parathielavia appendiculata
Lineage: Eukaryota; Fungi; Ascomycota; Sordariomycetes; Sordariales; Chaetomiaceae
Exons: 3
Coding region: 1-2331 (776 amino acids)
Biological process (GO): positive regulation of transcription by RNA polymerase II
Cellular component (GO): nucleus
Molecular function (GO): transcription cis-regulatory region binding; zinc ion binding; DNA-binding transcription factor activity, RNA polymerase II-specific
Source: RefSeq, a predicted model, not a curated record